CCGAGCCCAUCGCCCCGUUCGAUCUGUCUCGGCUCGGGAACGAAGGUUGGUUCGAUGAUCGCGAAGACGGGGGAGGUAUGUGCGCUGCUUCUUCUAGCGGUGCCUCGUGGUUUGAGGGUGGGAGCUGACGGAACCAAUCAUGGGUACGAGGAGGGUGAUCGUGUGCCCCUCCCUGUAUGCUAACAAGUUGAUGUUCAUGUUAUGUGUGCAUGUGUGCACACAUGAGAAGAAACAACUUUUCCUAAAUGAUACUCUAUUGCACACUUAUGUUUGGACGGGAAAGAAAAACAUGUCUCAGAAGAGGAAAAGAUAAAUAAAAAAAAGAAGUCUUGGUCUUCUGCUCCCCAUUUUGCCGCCCGCGCCAAGAUCCGCAAGACCGCCCAGAAGCUCCUCCUCAACCAUCUCACGGCGAAGAGGCUUGAAGAAUUGGCAGCCGAGAUCAAGAAGCAGAAGGAAGGAUCAAAGGAGAAGCAGAUUACGGACGAGGACACAAAGGGGAAAAAGGUGUUGGAUUCGAAUGAUGAAAUUGGGGCUGAAGGAAGCAGCGUUCUACCUCGUGGUGAUAUGGAAUCAGGGGUUUCUUCCCAGGAAAACCAAGAUGAGCUAUUGGCUGCAUCCCUUGCUGCGGAGGAAGAGAUGGAGAUCAAUAAGAAUGUGCUUACAUCCGAGGGUGGUCUGGAUGAAGCGGAGGAUGACAAAGAUGAGAAUGAAGAAAUGAUUUUUCCAAUGGAUAACAUCCAUAUAGAUCCUGCAGUUCUAGCCUCUUGCCUCCAUCAAUGCAAUUGGAUCUUCUUGUUCAGAUGAGGGAGAGCAUCAUGGCUGAGAACAGGCAGAAAUAUCAGAAAAUUAAAAAGGUGCAUAUUGUUCAGGGAGGUGCUGUCCGCCCUCUGAUCGGGAUGCUUCAGUCACCAGAUAUUCAACUUAAGGCGAUGACUCACACAAACAAGCUGGUAUUGUCUACAAUGGCGGUUUGGUGCCUCUUCUUAAACUUCUUGACUCAAAAAUUGGAUGUUUGCAACAUAAUGCUGCAUUUGCUCUUUAUGGUAUUGCAGAGAAUGAGGAUAAUGUCUCUGAUUUUAUCAAGGUAGGAGGUGUUCAGAAGCUGCAAGAUGGUGAAUUCAUUAUCCAGGCAACUAAGGACUAUGUAGCAAUGACAACGAAGAGAUUAGAGGAGAAGAUUAAUGGGCCAGUACUAAAGUAUUUAUUAUAUUUGAUGCGAGUUGGAGAGAAGGCUGUCCAAAGACGUAUAGCUUUGGCUCUUGCUCAUUUAUGUUCACCUGAGGAUCAAAGAACUGUUUUCAUUGAUGAUGAUGGACUUAAUCUUCUUCUCGAACUACUAGGAUCGACUAAUCUAAAACAACAGCAAGAUGCAUCAGUUGCUCUUUACAAGUUGGUGAAAAAAUCCCCGACUCUCUGUUUUGUUGAUGCAGCUUCUCCAUCCCCCUCACCUCAGGUGUACCUGGGCGAGCAGUAUUUGAAUAGCUCCACGCUAUCAUAUGUUUCCUUUCUAGUUGAAGGCAAGUGCUUUUAUGCACAUAGAAUUGCUCUGCUUGCUUCUUCGGACGCAUUUCGUGCAAUGUUUGAUGGUGGCUACCAGGAGAAGGACGCAAGAGACAUUGAGAUUCGUAACAUAAGAUGGGAGGUCUUUGAAUUGAUGAUGCGGAUCGGUUAAGAACACUAAUGAUAUCGCGUAAGAUCUUCUACAAGCUGCGGAUCAGUAUCUUCUUGAGGGUCUUAAACGGCUAUGUGAAUAUGCCAUUGCACAAGUGGGUAGAAACUAUAUUGUCUUUUCUUUUUCCCAUUCUCAAAAGCUUCACUAGUUGUAAUAAAAUUUAGCCUGAAGUCCUAAGAUGCAUUGAGCAUGCUUCAUCGUGUGAAUUGUCAGAGGCAUUCCAAGCCAUGUCCCUGAGGCACACUUGUGUCAUGUUUAUUUUAGAGCAAUUCGAGAAAAUCAACUCAUCCAAGGUGCUCUCUCAUCAAAUCUAUCUCUCUUUUUUACUUCACUCUCUUGAACUCCCGAGUAUAUUUAGUGUUGAUUGCCUCGCGUUCUCAUUUGCUGAUUCUGACUUGAUGAACUUCCACAGGCAUUCCCAUCUAAUCCGGUGAAUAACUCCAGAGAUCCGCAACUAAUUUGGUAAAGCUUUGAGGCCGAAACUGACAAAAUCCUUUAACUAACUGUUCCUUUUUGACAGCAUCUUCUCUAACUCAUGCCGCUGCUGUUGGAGGCUUGUACAGUUGGAGCCUUUCUACACCAAACAUCUAUUUCCGAAGGGGGUUCUUUAGGCCCAUAUCUUAGUUUGUUCCAAUCUUCUCAAGAGCAUUAUUUGUUCUUAUCAUUUAUUUUGAUACCCGACAUGUUUACUCCCUAUUUUGAUAAUUUUUACUAUUUUGUAGACUUGAUAUUAGUUAUUUAAAUUCGUUUGUAACUUCCAAAAGUGGAAUAAUAGAUUCAGAUUGGAUGUUUAAAUUCA
Messenger RNA from Musa acuminata AAA Group (dessert banana), 2471 nucleotides. Its product is annotated as ARM REPEAT PROTEIN INTERACTING WITH ABF2-like. The record is from RefSeq and is a predicted model, not a curated record. The transcript has 17 exons. NCBI's taxonomy places the organism in Eukaryota, Viridiplantae, Streptophyta, Magnoliopsida, Zingiberales, Musaceae. Bases 1151 to 1672 code for a protein of 173 amino acids. Gene Ontology annotation, molecular function: protein binding.